Messenger RNA from Didymodactylos carnosus, 1039 nucleotides. The record is from the annotation of a GenBank genome assembly. Lineage: Eukaryota; Metazoa; Rotifera; Eurotatoria; Philodinida; Philodinidae.
CAACAAAAGAUUAGCUGAAUGAAACAUGAUAAAAGUCUAAUCUUUUGUUUUUUUAUGGCCUUUUAUGACGAUUCAUUCAGCUAAUCUUUUGUUUUUUGACAUCUAUAGAGGAUUAAUGAUAACGAAUGUGUUCUUUUUUUCACAAGACCAGUAACUGUUGGCAUCCUGGACUAAAAUAUCGUGCAAAAACCAUGUUCGUAAGUAUUAUUCUUCUAUGUGUUGUGGCACUUAGCGACUGUCUGCGCGACGAAAAAGGUAUCUCAUGCAAGGAUGGAAGAGCCUUCUGAGUAUUAACAUUUAAUAUCAUUUAGGGGAAAAGUGUAGAAAGGCCGUGGGCCAUCUUGGUUGCACUCUAACUCGAGAAUCCACUCAAGGACCUUACUAUUGGAAUUCGACCGUGCGACAGGACAUCACCGAAGGCAAGCCAGGCAUACCCUUUCGAUUAACGAUCCGUGUCCUCGACACGAAUACAUGUGAACCAUUGCAAAAUGCUCUGGUUGAUAUUUGGCAGUGCGAUGCUGUUGGUUUAUAUUCUCAUUUCAUUGCUUUGAGUCAGGGUAUUAUCGAAGGUCGCGUGGAUAACGAGACGUUCCUUCGAGGUCUAUCACUAACCAAUGCAGAUGGAGUUGCCCAAUUUGAAACUAUCUAUCCCGGCUGGUAUCGUGGGCGAGCGACACAUAUUCAUGUUAAAGUGCACAGCAGCUCCAAAGAGAAUAUUAUUAUGGUCAGCAAUUCUUCGGGUGUCUAUUCUGGUGGUCAUGUUUCUCAUACGGGUCAGCUUUAUUUCAAUGAUAGGUUUACCGAUCGAGUAGCUCGUGAAAGGCCCUAUUCUACGCACAAAAUAGCACGUACUCGAAAUGUAGAAGAUGAAAUUUAUAUGAUUGAUAACGAUGCUAAAACUCAACUGGAUGUAAAAUUCUUUAGAGCAAAUGAUUUUCGACGUGGUUUAACGGCUACAGUGACUCUAGGCGUGGAUCCAACAGCUGAGACCAAAGAAUAUGGACAGCAAUAUGAUGACUCCGAUGGAGGAGAGGAGUGA